AUGGACGAAGAGCGAGCACUGAGAGGCAGGAUUCGCCGUCUGCAAGGACGUGCCAGAGUGCUCGAACGGGAGCAAGAUCAAAUACUCGAACGACUUGGGGAUGUUUGGGCAGAUCUACACGAGGUAAAAUGGGAAAUAAACGAAUGCUUUAGAGAUCUCGGAGAGAUAGCUUCGAACCGACCAGCACUCGCACCAGUAGUUACACCAGCCGCCGCAGUGACACUAGAGGCUGUCCCCACACCUACGCCCACAGCUCGAUCUGCUGCAAAUCGCGCUCUUACUCAAGACGGAGUUGUUUCUCGGGCAGAUGCAUCAGUAGCACCUGAUAUUGUUGCUCCCGCUCACCAUAGGCGCUCAGGAGGCAGAGCCGGUAGCAUCCAGACCUUCGAGUCUUCUCACUACAGCGUGGCCGAGCUUCGGGCUAUUGAACCGGAAAGCCCAUUGGCGGACAACCCAUUUCUUCCCCAUUCAUCUGAUUCCACUGGGCUUCUCAGUCGAAAUGGGAUUAUGUCUAGCCCCAAGGUUGACCCUCAAUCUUCUAGCGACAAGCCUCGGGCGGGUGUUAGCGCCUCAAACCAAGAUAUGUCGGCAGUCAUCCAACAAACGGGUGCUGAUUUUACCUCCGGCAGCAGAGGAUAUGCAGGUCCCGCCACCGAAGAAGAGAUGUCCCAGCUAAGAGGAAUGAAGAAGUUGUCCAAGUACCCGACCGUUGUGCGGGACCAUGAGGGCAAUUGGAAGGAGCUGCAUUGCUAUAUUUGCAACGGUAAUGCCAUCAAGAUCCGUCUUAGCUCCCACACCACUUCCUUCCCCAAAGGAGUCGAUGAGUUCCGAGACCAUGUAAAGCAUAUUCACUCCGUGUCCGUGAAGGACGAAGAAGUUACUACGUUGUGUUUUCUCCGGGCUUGGUCUAUGCCCGAGGUUCUCUCCGUAUUCCGAGGGAAUGUGGACGCUUGUGUUGUCACUCGCAAAGAAGCUCCUCCGCAUCCGAAUCAACUACGCCAAUUGCUCGCAAUGCUGACGCCAAUUGCUCGCAAUGCUGCUUCCAAUGAUGUUUCCAAUGCCAACGCUGCGUCUUCCAGUGCUCCUCAGCUUCACCAACAUACAUCGAUUUCCGGCCCUAUCGACAUCCCCGAGUGGCUUGGAUGCAUUAUUACCUGCACAGAUGGCUCAUAUCUGGAGCUUAGGUGUGUAUUCUGCGCCGCAAACACCACCUUGCUGCUCUCCGAAGGCGAACCCCGCUCCUACUUCCGGGGCAUAAUGGGAUUGAGAUAUCACCUUCAGAAGGGCCACAACUAUCUAGCGCCCAAAGGCGAUAUCGCCAACUGGAUUGCGAAGCUCUGUUGGAAGCGUGUAGUUCCAUCGAACGAACUCUGGGAAAUGAUUGCGAAAGGCCCGCGUGGAGAACCAGGUCAACUUCUCCCUUUUCCACCGCCAAGUGGUAGAAAAUGGGGCAUAGAGGACUAG
Mytilinidion resinicola is the source of this 1464-nucleotide messenger RNA. RefSeq lists its product as uncharacterized. The record is from RefSeq and is a predicted model, not a curated record. Bases 1 to 1464 code for a protein of 487 amino acids. The transcript is spliced from 5 exons. Lineage: Eukaryota; Fungi; Ascomycota; Dothideomycetes; Mytilinidiales; Mytilinidiaceae.